Molecule: messenger RNA, 2111 nt
Organism: Microplitis demolitor
Lineage: Eukaryota; Metazoa; Arthropoda; Insecta; Hymenoptera; Braconidae
Exons: 5
Coding region: 667-1920 (417 amino acids)
Biological process (GO): phospholipid metabolic process; arachidonate secretion
Molecular function (GO): A2-type glycerophospholipase activity
Source: RefSeq, a predicted model, not a curated record
ACAUGUAGAUAUGUGCCGCUUGUAGUAAUGUAACGCAAUGAAUAAACGGAAAAGAAAUGAUGAGAGAAAAAGUAAAAGAGGGGAAUUAGAUCCGGGGUGAGAAUAUGGAGAAUUGGAUUUGGCAGACGUGGCUCAUGAGAGAUACAUUGAUGACAAAGGUGGGGGAGAAGAAAGCGGAGCCGUCGAAUGUUCCUCGAGGUCCAGGAGAGGGUGGUGGUAUAGUUGGUGAACUGGACAGCUACCAGGACGACGAGUAUUUAAGGGAGGCUCAACGCCGACGCGCGCCAGUUCUGCUCGUUUUUGUCAAGCCGCGAGUUAUUCCUUGGGAUUUAAAACACAUCGCGUCUGCCACGUGCCGCUACCGCCGAUUUUAAAGAAUAAAUUUUUUUGAACAUGAAAAAGUAAAAUUUAAAUGACGUGAAUAACAAAGCGGCUUUUGAAAUGUAUAUGAUAUUUUCAUUGAGUUUUAAAAGUAAAACUGACAGUUCAGUACAAUAAAGUCAUGGAGGUAUUGAAAGAUUAAUGACAUUGGGUUUUCAAAUGAUUUUUCUUCAACAUCAGUGAUCAAUCUACUCUGACGUGUUUACUCAUAAUAUUUUUAUUUAUAGUACUAUAAAUUUAUUUCAUGUUUACAUACAUCAUCAUAAAUCGUAUAAAGAUUGUACGAUGUGCUGGAGGAUAUUGAUACUGUAUUUAUUCAAACCAAUAGUGCGUGAUGAAAAAAAAUUAAUAAAACUUAUGGUUUUUUCGUUGUAUCUCCUGUUGCUCCAGUUAGUCAGUGCGUUUGAUCAUCAAGGAUCCAUUAAUUCGAUAAUAAAUUCAACGGAUUCCCAGGGUAAUUUUGUAAUAACACGGAUUUUACCAGACGGUGAAAUACAAAGAACGGUGAGGUGGAAUGGAAUUUGCGCCAAGGAGACAAUAGUUGAUUGGGGAGAUAUAAAUGUUGCGUUGAGAGAGAUUGAGGUAAACGGGAAGAAGCUACAGUUGAUUUACGAGGGAGAUAGUUUAACUGACUGCGUAGACGAGAGAUCGAUUGACAAGGAUAUUUGUUAUGAAGAUGAUAAUAUCUGGACGGAUGACAUUGAAGAGAAAUUUAAAGUUAUCGAGGAAACUGUACCACCACGUGAAAUCGAGUGGAUCGAAUCAUACGAUGAUCUUCAUCGUCGAUGUCAUCUCGUCAAAACUCAAGCAAGAAGUCAAGUUCUACGACAGCAUAUUAAACACAGGAUAGUAGAGAGGAGUCUUCAACAAAUGGUAAUAGCACCAGGAACAAAAUGGUGUGGCCCACAUCGAACUGCUUCUUCUUACAAAGAUCUUGGCGGGUUGGACAGCGUCGACAGAUGCUGCAGACGUCAUGAUCACUGUUACCGAGCUAUUCCACCUUUUUCUGAACGUUAUAAUUUCUGGAACUACAUGCCAUUUACACUGAGUCACUGCGGAUGUGAUCAGAGGCAAUGUGGGAAUAUUACCAAGACACUAAGAUUAAGACGACAUGGACGUCAAAGACGUAGAAAUAGACGUGAACUUUUUCUGAUGCCCGGUACUCAAUGGUGUGGACGAGGAAAUCGUGCGACUAAAUAUACAAAUCUUGGUGGUUUUGGUAAAGCUGAUUCUUGUUGCCGAAGACACGAUACUGCUUGUCCGUUUUAUAUUCCUGCUUUUGAAACACGCUAUGGCCUCUUCAAUUGGGGCAUUUCUACGCUCAUGCAUUGCACUUGCGACGAGCGCUUUCGAACGUGUUUGAAAAUGGCGCGAACAUCAUCUGCAAAUUUUAUUGGAAGAAUAUUUUUUAAUGUCGUGCAAACAAAAUGUUUUGUUUUAAAACCUCAGAAGGUUUGUAAAAAAUCAUCAUGGUGGGGAAAAUGUGAAAAAUAUGAAUACCGAAAGCAAGCACAUUUACGUAAUAAUAUAUCGUAUUAAUAAUUUUUUUUAUUUUAUAUAUAAAAUAAAAAAAAAAAUAUUGAUUUUCAAAUUAUUCGAAAAUUGUAAAAAUUGAGAAUUUUUUUAAUAGUAAAUAAGAUCUCAGGGAUGUUGUACAUCUUUGCACGCACAAUUAAGGAGCGCGCUAGGCUGAUUAUCCGGUUCCAUAUAUAUGACAAUACGUAUCGAUU